Molecule: messenger RNA, 3372 nt
Organism: Didymosphaeria variabile
Lineage: Eukaryota; Fungi; Ascomycota; Dothideomycetes; Pleosporales; Didymosphaeriaceae
Exons: 2
Coding region: 1-3372 (1123 amino acids)
Source: RefSeq, a predicted model, not a curated record
AUGGCUAUGCCAAUGUCGUCAAUCUUUACCGGCCCUGAGCGCCGCAAGAAGCUCGUGACAUACGGACGGGCGGCGCGCUUCGGCAAUGCGCAGAUAUUCACCGACGAUGAGCCUUCGCCGGAGCGUUCGCGCAAGCAGGUGGGGAGACUCACCAGUGCAUCGCAAAAGCCUGGAGCAGCCUCUGGAACUAAGAACGCUGUGGACACUGUGCGCGUAGGGAAACAGCAGUCACCGGGGCUGUAUGACGACUUCGAUGUACCCUCCGACAGCGAGUCCAGGCCUCGUACCGCAAUCAAGAAACCGUUGCAAAAGCCUCCGCCGAAGCCUAUGGACAAUUUCGAUGUCUUCGACGUGCCUUCCUCGGGCGACGAACGCAAAGCCGUAAGAAUGGGUAGAGUCAAAGCAGCGCAGCAACUGCGGAGCAAGGUCAACGUGACUCGACCAAAAGUGCCUGCGCAACAAGCAAAGGCAUCGGACAAGAAGCAUGUUGUAGCGGUGUCUCCGGAUGAUCCUCUCAUCAUGGCAACCCCAGCGGUACGAACACGAGCCAAAACUGAUGUAGCAGAUACGAGACCCACAGCCACCGUAGCGGCGAAAGCAGCGAAGCAAAAUGCAUUGGCAUUCAAGGCAAAUGCGCGAGCGACUGUUGCACCCAGAACUGCACCAAAACAGACGAAAGCCAAUCCUGCGCCAGCGCCUUUGGUUACUGAGAUGGUACCAACACCACCGACCGAACCAAACGACGAUUUUGCUGUUUUCGAUGUCCCUUAUUCUGACGACGAGGUAUCGACGCAGACAUCCGACCGACCGCGUAAAGCACCGAUUGUACGCACAAAAGCACUCUCAAAACCGUCUCAACGGCAUAGAUCUCCUUCGCCAGAACUCUCGGCAGGAUCUGAUACAUCCAAUGCCUCUCAUAAACGCAAACGGAGGGGUUCCGCUUCGUCGUCCGUGACCGUGAAGAAGAUAAAUAUAGCACAGGGAAAGCGGGAGGCAUCCGUACCUAUACAGAGGAAGAGAGAAGCAUCCAUACCCAUACAAAGGAAAAGAGAAGCAUCCAUAGCCCCGCGCAGUAGGAAGCACCAAAAGACAGACGACAGCCUGUCACCAGGCCAUAGUGCGAAUGAAGCUUCACGACCAAACCUUGUAGCGGUGGCUCAUGACGCUCCAUCCAACAAGGUAAAGCGUACAAAGUCACGUACUGUUCCCGUGAUUUCAAGACAUACGAUAGCGAAAGCGCAAUCGUCUCCUGUCAAGCUUCACAGUAUGCUCGCCAUGUGCUCAGCGACAAAUUCGUCACGUGCGCAGGAAACCCUUGAAGCACCAAUUGUCGAAGACGAGUCCAUGUACGAACUACCCGAUGAGGCCACACCGCGUGCGCAAGGCGCGAAGUCUGCCGUGCCAGGCUCUGUGACACCACGGCAGCGGGACCUGUUCAGCAAUUUGUUGGAGGACGGUUCAGACCAAACCACUCCAAUGCCUAGCAUCUCGAAGCUUCGAAUCACUGAGCGGACCCCAAUUUCUGCUUUCGCUGCAUUAGCUCGAUCGUCGUCCGAUAUUCCCCAAUCUAAACACACCAGGAAAGGGAGGCUCAUUGAUAUGCUGAAACAACAACGAGCGCCAAGCGUCAACGAGGAGAGUGAAAGCGACGAAGAAUCAGAAGCAGAUGUCACCAAGAUUGCAAACGGGCCAGCUGCGGCCCGAUUCAAGGCUGAACACCACGUUGCUUCGCAAAAACUAACAGAGGCGAUGGAUAUCGACCCUGAUACCCAGGCAAGCUCCCAGACCUCUCGUGCUCCUGUCCCCACUGCGGACAGAUCUCGGACCUACGCUCAACAGAGGUCGUACCUGGAAGAGACGAAUCUUGAAGACGGCCUGUUGAACUGGGAUGACGACAUUGAAGUGGACUUGCCCACCAGACAGGGCUCGGUCACUGAAAGCGAAGACGACUCGCAACAAGUGACGGGCCUUCCUGAACUUCGUCGAAAAGGACAAUUAUACAAGUUCGAGGCAGAGACUCAGGCCAUCAUCGAGGACAUAUCCGGAAAAACCAACACUAAUAUUUCGGCACGGCGCAGUGCAAUGAUGGAGUUUGCUACUCAGUUGGCCGACGUGAGCUACGUCAACCAGUUACUAGAAUCGGCAAUGACGUCUUCAUUGCUUCGGGCCAUCUCUGCUACCGGGGAUAUCGUGUUCGACUUCGCAGCAGCUGUCGCGAUAAUCUUCAUACUCAGAACAAAGCCAAGUUACGCCGUUGUGGAGCAAGUUUAUCAGUCCGAAAUUUUGACAACUCUGCGGAAGCUCUUGUCAUCUCCAAUGUUGAGCUUGGAUAUACACCGUAUCUCGAAGGAUAGGAAGACGAACAUGUCUAGCAGUGCCCGAGAGAGUGUGGCAGAUUUCCGAGCCCUCAUCUUGCGACUGCUCGACUGGCCGGAAGCGGACGUGCCUAAGCUGUCGCCACAACUCUUGGCUAUCAAAGUCCUGGAAGAGCUGGUCAUAGGGCUCCGGAUUCCCGGUAACACAGAGGCCAUCGUCGACGAUGACAUGAUCGGCAAAGUGCUCGACGUAGCAUCCGGACCUGCACAGCGCCUGCAGUCAGGCAAGGCAACUACACAAGACGAUCUGAUAUUGGAAACGGCGUUCUCGGCACUGGAGUCACUGUCAAUAUCCAAAGAUGGUCAGGCUACUUGGCCAGAUGAGGUACUCCGACGGUUGGCUGAUAUGAUGUCGGCCUUCUUCGACACGACCGGAUCGUCACCAAGACGGCUGGUAAUCCGUCUUUGCAUGAACCUGGCCAACAAUCGUCCCAAAGCCUGUCAGAUAUUUGCGGAUCAGACGUUCGUUACCCGCCUUGCUCGCUUCAUCGUGGAAUGUUUUCAUACACUGGGAGAUGAUGCGAGUCAGCAACCGCUGACACGAGUGCGGGACGACCUCAUAUUGGCACUGGGCGCUAUGAUGAAUCUUGCAGAGUUCAGUGAUCAAGCCAGACUAAAUGUGACUCAAGGAGGGGAUGAGCUGCUCGGGGACCUGGUGAAUAUCUUUCUUGAGGGAUCGGAACGCGCUGAGCGGGCCGAUUCUGUGAAAAAUGCUCACUUUCUCGUUCCCACCGGCUAUCUCACUAUCAUGCUCGGCAACCUUUGCUUGAACGACCGGGUGCGCCGCAAGGUCAUCUCCCUGCUUCCCGGGGAGAACAUGACUUUGCUUGUGCAAAAGGUUAGAGAGUUCGUCCAGUACAACCAAAGGCUAGAUCAGGCUGAGUUUGAGGGCGCUGAGGGUCAACAAACAUUGCAAAAUUUCACACUGAGACUUAUGCUCGUGGUGGAGAGGUUAGAGAAGGCGGGCGUGCAGGAAACUGCGCGUUUCCCCGUAUGA